This is a messenger RNA of Acytostelium subglobosum LB1, 834 nucleotides long. RefSeq lists its product as hypothetical. The record is from RefSeq and is a predicted model, not a curated record. The transcript has 5 exons. Gene Ontology annotation, cellular component: ESCRT I complex. Bases 1 to 834 code for a protein of 277 amino acids. Gene Ontology annotation, biological process: protein transport to vacuole involved in ubiquitin-dependent protein catabolic process via the multivesicular body sorting pathway. NCBI's taxonomy places the organism in Eukaryota, Evosea, Eumycetozoa, Acytosteliales, Acytosteliaceae. Gene Ontology annotation, molecular function: protein-containing complex binding.
AUGAAGCCAUAUCCACAACAGCAGCAACAGCAGCAGCAAUCACCACAGCAACAGAACUUUAAUGAACCACCUCCUCCAUACUAUCAUAAUCCACCUGGAUAUGCUGAUAACAAACAGGUUAAACCACUACCACCAACUCCAAUGGGACCACCUGGCCAACACUCGAAUGGUGUACCAAAUAUGAAUGGCCUUCCAAGUGGACUAGCGUUCAGCUUGAAGGAGGUGAAACUAUGUAACAAUACCAAGGACAGAGAGACAUACGACAAUCUGGCAGAGCUCUAUUCGAUUAUCAAAGUGACAGAACACUUGGAGAAGGCAUACAUUAGGGACAGUGUGCUGCCCAAGGACUACACCACCGCCUGCUCCAAAUUGAUCGCUCAGUUCAAGUCCUCACAGACACUCGUCAAGGACUCUGUACCAAACGUCACUACAUUCAUGAGAGAUUACAACCUAGACUGCAAGGCUGCAUACGAUAGAUUGGUGAACAAAGGUUACCCAUCAACAUUGGAGCAUAAUGUUACAACAGACUCUAACGACUCUAUGAUGGCCAAGAAUGUGGCAGAGACAGUACAACACUUUAUCACAACAAUGGAUUCGGUUCGAUUGAAGUUUGUAGCAGUAGACAACAUACAUCCAUUGCUGAGCGACCUGCUUGAGAGUUUGAACAGGAACACUUGGUUGUCAAACUUUGAGGGCAAGGAGAAGAUCAUGAACUGGAUGGCCACACUGAACAAGAUGAAGGCCAGCGAAGAGUUGGACGAGGAUCAAACGCGACAAUUGCUCUUUGAUCUCGACAGCUCCUACAAUGCAUUCUAUAAAGCAAUCAAGAGCUAG